GAUCGAUUUAGGGUUCGUUUGAUUUUUCUGUGAUUGCGACAGCUAGAGAUCUAUCUCUGGUGGAUUUUUGGGUUUAUGUUCCAUGGCGGAUCGCGGAUCUUUCGGAUUUGCUCCUCGAUUAGAUAUCAAGCAGCUGCUGUCAGAAGCACAACACAGGUGGCUGAGACCUGCUGAGAUUUGUGAAAUUCUUCGGAAUCAUCAGAAGUUUCAUAUUGCUUCGGAGCCUCCCAACCGACCACCCAGUGGUUCACUCUUUCUAUUUGAUAGGAAGGUGCUCAGAUAUUUCCGAAAAGAUGGGCACAAUUGGAGGAAGAAGAAAGAUGGGAAAACGGUGAAAGAGGCUCACGAAAAGCUCAAGGUAGGAAGCAUUGAUGUGUUACAUUGUUAUUAUGCACAUGGAGAAGAUAAUGAGAACUUCCAGAGACGGUGCUACUGGAUGCUUGAACAGGAUCUGAUGCACAUUGUGUUCGUUCACUACUUGGAGGUUAAGGGUAACCGGAUGAGUACCAGUGGAACUAAAGAAAACCAUUCAAAUUCUUUGAGUGGCACCGGUUCUGUAAAUGUUGAUUCAACAGCAACCCGAUCCAGCAUAUUGUCACCAUUAUGUGAAGAUGCUGAUUCUGGGGAUAGUCGUCAAGCAAGUUCCAGUUUGCAACAAAAUCCUGAACCUCAAACAGUUGUUCCUCAGAUAAUGCAUCAUCUGAAUGCUAGCACAAUGAAUUCUUAUAAUACGACCUCUGUUUUGGGAAAUCGAGAUGGUUGGACGUCAGCUCCUGGCAUUGGAAUUGUUUCGCAGGUUCAUGGGAACAGAGUCAAAGAAAGUGACUCCCAAAGAUCAGGUGAUGUCCCAGCAUGGGAUGCUUCCUUUGAGAAUUCAUUGGCAAGAUACCAGAAUCUAUCUUAUAAUGCUCCGUUGACUCAGACACAGCCUUCUAAUUUUGGGUUGAUGCCCAUGGAAGGGAAAACAGAGAAAGGUUCCCUGUUAACGGCAGAGCAUCUGAGAGAUCCUCUUCGAAAUCAAAUUCCUGUUCAGGAAAGCGUGCCAUUGCAAAAAUGGCCUAUGGAUUCGCAUUCAGGAAUGACUGAUGCUACUGAUCUUGCCUUAUUUGGGCAAGGAGCACAUGAAAAUUUUGGGACAUUUUCCAGUCUUCUUGGCAGUCAAAAUCAGCAGCCUAGUAGUUUUCAAGCUCCUUUUACAGAUAAUGAAGCAGCAUAUAUACCUAAAUUAGGCCCCGAGGAUCUUAUAUAUGAAGCAAGUGCAAACCAAACGCUACCUCUUAGAAAAGCAUUGUUAAAAAAGGAGGAUAGUUUGAAAAAGGUUGACAGUUUUUCUCGGUGGGUUAGUAAAGAACUUGGGGAGAUGGAAGACUUGCAGAUGCAAUCUUCAUCUGGAGGUAUUGCAUGGACUUCUGUUGAAUGUGAAAAUGCAGCAGCUGGGUCUUCCUUAAGUCCUUCUCUGUCCGAGGAUCAGCGCUUCACUAUGAUCGACUUUUGGCCCAAAUGGACUCAGACAGACUCAGAAGUUGAGGUAAUGGUUAUUGGGACAUUUCUGUUGAGUCCUCAGGAAGUAACUAGCUAUAGCUGGUCAUGCAUGUUUGGAGAAGUGGAGGUUCCGGCUGAUAUUUUAGUAGAUGGUGUUCUUUGUUGUCAUGCUCCGCCACAUGAAGUCGGUCGAGUCCCGUUCUAUAUAACAUGUUCUGACAGAUUUUCUUGCAGUGAAGUACGAGAAUUCGAUUUCCUUCCUGGGUCAACCAGAAAGUUAAAUGCUACUGACAUUUAUGGUGCCAAUACAAUUGAAACAUCACUUCAUGUGCGGUUUGAAAAUUUACUGGCUCUCAGAUCUUCUGUUCAGGAACACCAUAUAUUUGAAAAUGUUGGGGAGAAACGAAGAAAAAUCAGCAAAAUCAUGUUGCUAAAGGAUGAAAAAGAGUCUCUUCUCCCGGGAACAAUUGAGAAAGAUCUAGCAGAGCUGGAAGCAAAAGAGCGACUGAUUAGGGAAGAGUUUGAAGAUAAGUUAUAUUUGUGGCUCAUCCAUAAGGUGACUGAAGAGGGCAAGGGUCCGAAUAUAUUAGAUGAAGAUGGACAAGGUGUUCUACACCUUGCUGCAGCGCUUGGGUAUGAUUGGGCGAUAAAGCCAAUUUUAGCAGCAGGAGUUAGCAUCAACUUCCGUGAUGCAAAUGGGUGGUCUGCUCUUCACUGGGCUGCAUUCAGUGGCAGGGAGGAUACUGUCGCCGUACUUGUCUCUCUCGGUGCUGAUGCUGGAGCAUUGGCAGACCCAUCUCCAGAACAUCCUUUGGGGAAAACAGCUGCUGACUUGGCUUAUGGAAACGGACACAGGGGAAUAUCGGGUUUCCUUGCAGAGUCAUCCCUCACUAGCUACCUUGAAAAACUAACAGUGGACGCUAAGGAAAACAGCUCUGCUGACUCCUCUGGAGCAAAAGCUGUUCUAACAGUAGCUGAGCGAACAGCUACUCCUAUGAGUUAUGGUGAUGUACCAGAAACACUUUCGAUGAAGGAUUCACUUACUGCUGUCUUUAAUGCUACACAAGCAGCUGAUCGUCUUCAUCAAGUGUUCAGGAUGCAGUCGUUCCAGCGGAAACAGCUCUCUGAACUUGGUGACGACAACAAAUUUGAUAUAUCCGAUGAGUUAGCUGUUUCUUUUGCAUCUGCAAAGACUAAGAAGCCAGGACACAGUAAUGGUGCUGUUCAUGCUGCUGCAGUUCAAAUCCAGAAAAAAUAUCGUGGUUGGAAGAAGAGAAAGGAGUUCCUUCUGAUCCGACAAAGAAUUGUCAAGAUUCAGGCUCAUGUGAGAGGACAUCAAGUCCGAAAACAAUACCGGGCCAUUAUUUGGUCCGUAGGAUUGCUUGAGAAAAUCAUCUUGCGAUGGAGGCGUAAAGGUAGUGGCUUACGCGGUUUCAAACGUGAUACAAUCACCAAGCCAACAGAACCUGUAUGUCCUGCCCCACAAGAAGAUGACUAUGAUUUUCUCAAGGAAGGAAGGAAACAAACAGAGGAAAGGCUUAAAAAGGCUCUAACUCGAGUGAAGUCUAUGGCUCAAUAUCCAGAGGCACGGGCUCAAUACCGUAGACUGUUGACUGUCGUUGAAGGCUUCCGUGAGAACGAGGCAUCUUCUAGCUCAGCUUUGAAAAACAACACAGAGGAAGCUGCAAACUACAACGAGGAAGACGAUUUAAUCGACAUUGAUUCUCUUUUGGAUGACGACACUUUCAUGUCUAUUGCAUUUGAAUGAUGAUCACUGCAAGUGCGAAAGAAAGAAAACCGUACAUAAACACCCAUCUUGGUAUACCAUCGUCAUCAACAAUGCUUUCUAACUUUUUUCAUUUUAGGUUUCCAUGUAAAUACAGAUGGAAUAGAAAU
Molecule: messenger RNA, 3378 nt
Organism: Arabidopsis arenosa
Lineage: Eukaryota; Viridiplantae; Streptophyta; Magnoliopsida; Brassicales; Brassicaceae
Source: the annotation of a GenBank genome assembly